CAUGAAUACCGUGCUCUAGAACGAGAGAGGCUCCGGCGGGCUCGAGUCAACGCCAACGAACUGACACUGAUCUUGAUUUUUUUAUUCACCCUCGGCAGAUACGUGUUUACGAUAGUGAGCUACCUCAUCGGAGUGUUUAUUUUUGCGACGAUAGUCGGCCAGGUGGGGAACGUUAUUACCAACAGAAACGCCAAUAGACUCGAGUUCGAGCGGCUCUUGGACGGCGCCAAGACGUAUAUGAGGCACCACAAAGUGCCCGGAGGGAUGAAGAGGCGCGUGUUGAGGUGGUACGACUACAGCUGGUCCAGGGGGCGCAUCCAAGGAGGGGGUGAUAUUAAUACUGCCCUUGGACUACUACCGGAUAAGCUUAAGACUGAACUUGCACUUCAUGUCAAUCUUUCUGUUCUUAAGAAGGUCACUAUUUUUCAGGAGUGCCAGCCGGAAUUUCUCCACGACCUAGUUCUAAAAAUGAAAGCCUACAUCUUCACACCAGGUGAUUCAAUCUGCCGGAAGGGUGAAGUCGCCCGUGAGAUGUUUAUAAUAGCCGAUGGCAUUUUAGAAGUUAUCUCUGAGACUGGCCGCGUACUGACAACCAUGAAAGCCGGGGAUUUCUUCGGAGAAAUCGGCAUUCUUAAUCUUGAUGGCCUAAAUAAACGCACAGCAGACGUGAGAUCGGUCGGCUACUCCGAGCUGUUCAGCCUAUCUCGCGAAGACGUUCUAGCAGCGAUGAAGGACUACCCAGAGGCGCAAGAAAUCCUCCAGAACCUUGGAAGAAAAAGACUAAUGGAGGCGCAGAGAGUUGCGCGACUAUACCGAGCGGCGUCUCCAGGUCACGAUUCUUCAGAUAACAGCGCCAGCAAGCGAAUAGUUUCCAAACUGAAGAGCGACGUCAAGAGCCUGAAGACAGUCUUAAGAAAGAGCAGGAGGUCACGUCCUGAAGAAGCGAUGGAGCUGCAGCCACUGACCUCGAAAGUUCCGCCAUUGAGGAGGCAGAACAAGGUCGACGUCGAAGACCGAAUUGAAGCAGCUCCCGGAGAGCCGCCGGUUUCGCCUUUAGGGGCGGGGCUUCCCCUUCUCUCACGGCUCCGCCAUCUCAAGGAAAAGCACGAUCGUGAAGAGCGCCGCCAUCUUGUCGACAUGCACAUGCCCGAGCGCCUGGCUCCGGAUUCUGCGGGUCAAACUGCGAAGGCAGAAGAAUUGAACCCGAUGAAUCCGAAUUUGCCGUUGCUCCAGAGGAUUCUCUUGCUGAAGAAUAAAGCUGAGCCGGAGGAGAAGGACAAGGACAAGGUCAAGGAGGUCAAGGUUCUUAAGGAGAAGAUUGUUCCGAAGAAACUGGAGGUAUUGCCUAGGAAGGUCGAUAAAGAAGAGGAGAGCUCCAAUAGCAUCAAGCGGCCCUGGGAGAUGUUGAAGGACGCGUCGAUUAGCACGGCGAAUGUUCUAUCGACCGUUCAGCAGCAGGUUAAGAAGGAAACUAGGCAGAGUCUUGUGCAGAUAAGGCAGCAGACUAAAAUGUACUCGUCGGUUGAUGACCUCUCGCCGGAGUACUGCGGACUUCCGUUUGUUAAGAAGUUGAAGAUUUUGAACGAGAGGCAGAAACUUGCUGAGUUGGAGAAGGCUGUUAGAAGCUCUAGUUUGGAUUGCGGGGAGGCUACUGAAGCUGAGUUUGAUGGAAAUUUGACCAGAAGUCAUUCUGAGGCAUGUGCGAUUGAAUAUGCCAGGAAGUUGGCGAAGUUUAAUAAGAACGAAACCCUGGAAAGGCGGAACCUGAAGAGUAUUCUGAAAAAGCUAUCAGCCGGCAGUCGAGCAAGCAGUUUAGAGACGUCGAUAAUGCCAGAUCCAGACUUGGUAACAGCGGAAUUGAGGAAGCUGAUGCGCGCGCCGACGAUCGAAGGUUACGCGGCGCGACAUUCAAAGCUGUCAAAGAGCGUGACCUUCAACUACACGAUGCAGAGUCCCCCGUCGGAGUCAUCCGGAGCGAACGUCGACGUGACGGGCAGCGGGAGCACCGACGGGCAGGUUGAAGACCUUAAGCCCGAGGAGUCGUCGCUACCAAUAAACUUGCCCAAUAAAUUUAGUAUCCGUCCUCUUGGUAGCGAUGAUGUCGUUAAAAUGCUUUCGAGACCUGAUGACGAGUGUCUGGGUGAUCUGCGAGACCGCGUAAUUUCGCAACUACAAUCCCGGAUCAUCGAAUUGGAGCGUGAAAAUCCAGGACGAUCGAGCAGCGGGCACGAAAACCUGGACUCAGGGGACGACAGUACCGACCUGGACGUCUCCUUGGACGAGGACACCUUGCGGGACCACGAGGAACAUCCAUUCAUGCGGGACGGCUCAGUCGAUACAGUGCUGGGAUCUGCGCGGUCGUCAUUGACGCGAUCUAGCAUACCGACUGUAGAGCAGCGUUGUCGAAAGAGGCGCUCCUGGGAGGAACACUCUGAGGAGGAAACGCUUCAGCUCCAAGAUCUACCAAGGUCAAUUUCCCCGCAAUCGGUCUGGCGGGGAGACGUCGCGAUCGACAUUGAAAGUUCCGACGAGGAUCUACCUCAGAGAAAAAUUGACGAUGAAGAUGGCGAUGAUGAGGAAAAUUCUGUUGACAGUGACAAACCUAACGAUUGGGAGUUCAAGAUGCUCGCUGAAGCCAUCGGCAAGAGGAAACGCAGUCACGAGACUCCAAGUCCCGGUUCC
Molecule: messenger RNA, 2682 nt
Organism: Cotesia congregata
Lineage: Eukaryota; Metazoa; Arthropoda; Insecta; Hymenoptera; Braconidae
Source: the annotation of a GenBank genome assembly